ACGGAGAGUCAGAGACUCGGACUCGGACUCGGACUCGGAGACCGAAGGCUUCAAAGCUUCAGGCAGAAACUUGAAGUGCAGAAAACCUGCCAGUGCAGGAAAAGGGGAGCGCUAGCUUGCGACGUUCUGACUCUGAGCGGUGAGCACUAGAGGACCUUCCCACAGGGGCAAAGAUGGGGAAGACUCCGGUCCGCUUGAAGGAGGUGAUCUACAUGCUGUCCCCUCACGAGCAGAGGGCGUUGACCGGCCUCUUUCACGACAUGCCUGGGAAGUUGCACAAGAAGAUCUCAGAGAAUUGGACUGACAUCGUUUGCUUUGUUGCACCCGUCGUUGGAACAGUUUGGUAUGCAAACGACUACAUUGAGAAGGAGAAGCAUCAUCACAGAUUUUAGGUCCGGAAGCCUUGUCUAGGAUGUUGCACUAGCGCUUGCACUGCCCCAUGGCUCCCUGCAGUUGCAUGGUCACUACCGACCAGUUCGCUUGAAAGGUUGAGGCAAGCUGUUUUGGGUUGGGAGUUGAAGUCGCUGGGAAGGUCCAGCUGGCCGUUCCCACACCAUAUGAGCAACUUGACUGCGGACAGAAGUAAAGACUUGUUUCAGAUUUUUCAAUCUGCAUUAUUGAUUUCCGAGUAAGGUGAGGGCAGUCGUUGCCUCGUCUAUUUAUGCUGCAAGUUGCACUGCAGCGGGUAAAGGCCUGCACGAGAAUGCCGGCCAAGGUAUAUUGCAAUGUGUUUCUGGUACAUACGAGCAGUCAGGUUCCUAGCGCUGACCACAUGCUGAGCCACAUAUUGUAAUGGACAUGUCUCAACGCGUAGCAUGCAACAAUGACAAUGUG
Klebsormidium nitens is the source of this 834-nucleotide messenger RNA. The record is from the annotation of a GenBank genome assembly. NCBI's taxonomy places the organism in Eukaryota, Viridiplantae, Streptophyta, Klebsormidiophyceae, Klebsormidiales, Klebsormidiaceae.